AUGGGGGAUUCUGAUUUAAUCAUUCGGCAAGCCCAAGGUGAAAAGGGAACUCGAGACAUCAAACUCAUCCCAUACAUGCAACAUGUGGAAGACCUCAGUAAACGGUUUAAGUCCAUUGAGUUCAAGUAUAUUCCCCGAUUCCACAAUGAGCUAGCAGAUGCACUAGCUACUUUUGCCUCAAUGCUGCCAUACCCGAGUAAUGUUCAUAUUGGCCCGCUGGAAAUUGAGGUUCGAGAAAGGCACAGUUAUUGUAAUGCGAUUGAAAUAGAGCCAUAUGUUGAGCCAUGGUAUCAUGAUAUCAAACGGUUCUUAAAAACAAGAGAAUAUCCCGAGUAG
Messenger RNA from Nicotiana attenuata, 336 nucleotides. RefSeq lists its product as uncharacterized. The transcript has a single exon. Bases 1 to 336 code for a protein of 111 amino acids. Lineage: Eukaryota; Viridiplantae; Streptophyta; Magnoliopsida; Solanales; Solanaceae. Gene Ontology annotation, molecular function: nucleic acid binding; RNA-DNA hybrid ribonuclease activity. The record is from RefSeq and is a predicted model, not a curated record.